Molecule: messenger RNA, 470 nt
Organism: Vitrella brassicaformis
Lineage: Eukaryota; Vitrellaceae
Source: the annotation of a GenBank genome assembly
CCGCCUGCAGCCCAUCAGCACCGUCCCUUCCCUCACUCAUUUUGUUUGCCCAUCAUCCUUUUGAACCGCUCCUCAUUGCUGUAGUAGACCAGCGCCACCACAAGCGGGAUCACGAAGAUGUAGAUGGACCACGCAGCCACAGCAACGGUCAUGGUGCCCUCAGCGGGGAUGAAGGAGAGCACCUGCUGACUCGCCAGGCUCGACAGCUGCAGACGUGGGCUUCGUUGGAGCAGUGCUGCGGUGCUCCUGGACGAUAACAAGGGAGAUCUGCUGCUUGGAGAAGGCGCGACGAAGGCAUCUGCCGAUGUUGAGGAGGCGAUGAAUAGGAUCAGCAGCAGCAGAACGAUGCAGGUGGAUAGAUGAGUCCGUGAUGGUGUUGGCAGCGUCAUCCGAGCGUCAGAUCUCCGCUUCCCUCUCACCUUGGCCCCGUGGAUGAUCGCACAUUGGGGCCCCGCAAUCUUAGCGAGCAU